GGGAUGUAAGGCGUAAUAGCUGGUACUUGAACAGUGAGUGUUUUGCUUUACCUUCUGAGCAAGUGACAGGCACACGGGAGGAGGGAGAAGUUUUUUGUAGCUUCGCUUGCUCCUCUUCAUCAUGGAGACUCGGGCACAUUUCACCCGUGAGGAAAUUAACAGCACGGUGUGGGAAGUCCAGGAGAAAUACACGCACCUGAAACAGAUAGGGACCGGGGCUUACGGCUCGGUAUGCUCAGCACUAAAUGAGAAGAAUAAAGAAAAGGUGGCCAUUAAAAAGCUCCACAGGCCUUUCCAGUCAGAGAUCUUUGCUAAGAGGGCCUACCGAGAGCUCCGACUGCUCAAACACAUGAAACAUGAAAAUGUGAUAGGACUUAUCGAUGUGUUUACACCUGCCCUAAGCCUGGAUGACUUCCAGGACUUCUACCUGGUAAUGCCUUACAUGUUUACUGACCUGUCAAAGGUGCGGGGUCAACUCUCAGAAGACAAAGUCCAGUUUCUUGUCUACCAGAUGCUUUGUGGACUCAGGUACAUUCAUAAGGCUGGGAUUAUCCACAGGGAUCUUAAGCCUGGAAACUUGGCUGUUAAUCAAGACUGUGAACUAAAGAUCCUGGACUUUGGGCUGGCUCGCAGUACUGAUGCUGAAAUGACAGGCUACGUGGUGACCCGUUGGUACCGGGCGCCUGAGGUC
This is a messenger RNA of Haplochromis burtoni (Burton's mouthbrooder), 691 nucleotides long. Its product is annotated as mitogen-activated protein kinase 12-like. Lineage: Eukaryota; Metazoa; Chordata; Actinopteri; Cichliformes; Cichlidae. Gene Ontology annotation, molecular function: ATP binding; MAP kinase activity. The annotation marks the transcript as partial. Gene Ontology annotation, cellular component: nucleus; cytoplasm. The transcript has 7 exons. Gene Ontology annotation, biological process: intracellular signal transduction; protein phosphorylation. The record is from RefSeq and is a predicted model, not a curated record.